Molecule: messenger RNA, 4887 nt
Organism: Adelges cooleyi (spruce gall adelgid)
Lineage: Eukaryota; Metazoa; Arthropoda; Insecta; Hemiptera; Adelgidae
Product: U4/U6.U5 tri-snRNP-associated protein 2-like
Exons: 3
Coding region: 432-3854 (1140 amino acids)
Biological process (GO): spliceosomal complex assembly; inositol metabolic process; protein deubiquitination
Cellular component (GO): cytosol
Molecular function (GO): diphosphoinositol pentakisphosphate kinase activity; 5-diphosphoinositol pentakisphosphate 1-kinase activity; cysteine-type deubiquitinase activity
Source: RefSeq, a predicted model, not a curated record
ACAAUCGCAAAACGUAUAAAUUAUAAUAAUUUCAUAUAAUAAUAAAAAAUAUUGGCUGCUGCGUUUGCGUGUUGUAACUCUUGUUUUCACAGCUGUCUUGAAAGUUGAAUACCUCCACAGACCCCGACAAAAAUAAACAUUAAAAUAAAUUGUUUUGCCGUCUUUAAUCUUAAUUCUUCAUAUUUAAAUGAUUACACUCUCGACGACACGUUACUAAUUUCAUGUCUGUCAAGUCUGCCACUUUGUUUUUCUAUCAGCCGUGCCGCAUCUGCACAUUGUCGCAUUAUCAGUUCAAUAUAAGCGUCGUGUGAGUGUCAAUUUGUAACGACGGCGAGCGCGGCUGAUGAUUGUAUUACUUCUAAUAUAUAAUAAUAAUAAAAUGGAACGCGUUUGUUGAAAUUUAAAUUUUCGCAACCGACAACGGCGUGUAAAUGGCUUCGUUUAAUGAGACCGCGGCCGUGGACGAAAACAAACAGAACGGCAAGAGGAAAUGGAACGAAACGCACACAGACACCGAUUGUAGCCCCAAGGAAGAGGACGACCCCAACACGCCUGAGAUGGAGCAGGGCUACCAGGAACUUUGCAAAACGCAUCCGACCAUACUCGUUGAAGAUUUUGAGCCAAUGAAGCCACUCGAAGAAGAAGAGCUAAUGGAGGCCACGUUGACGGCGGAUCGCAAACAGGUGAUCGUCGGCAUAUGUGCAAUGAAAAAGAAAAGUUUUUCAAAACCUAUGAAAGAAAUUCUAAACAGGCUCGCGGAAUUUGAAUACCUCAAAAUGAUCGUUUUCGAAGAGGAACUGCUGUUGAAGCCGAUCGAAGAAUGGCCUAUUUGCGAUUGCCUCAUAUCAUUCCAUUCCAAAGGUUUCCCACUAGAAAAAGCAAUUAGGUACGCCGAGCUCAGGAACCCGUUGGUUAUCAACCACUUGCCCACUCAGUUCGCCUUGCAGGACCGGAGACAGGUGUAUUCUAUUUUGGAGUCCGAGGGUAUUUUAAUACCCAGGUAUGCGGUUUUGGACAGAGAAUCGCAAGAUCCCAAUUUACACGAGUUGGUCGAGUCUGAAGACCACGUCGAGAUCAACGGGGUGGUGUUCAACAAACCGUUUGUCGAGAAACCCGUGUCGGCCGAAGACCACAAUAUUUACAUUUACUAUCCCACUUCGGCGGGUGGCGGCAGUCAGCGUCUGUUUCGAAAAAUAGGUAGCCGGAGUAGCGUGUACUCGCCCGAGUCCAGGGUCCGAAAGACGGGAUCGUUUAUUUACGAAGACUUCAUGCCGACUGAUGGCACAGACGUUAAAGUAUACACGGUCGGGCCGGACUAUGCCCAUGCAGAGGCACGCAAGUCGCCGGCCUUGGACGGCAAAGUCGAGAGAGAUUCCGAGGGCAAGGAGAUUAGGUACCCAAUCAUCUUGAGCAAUGCGGAGAAAAUGAUAUCGCGCAAAGUAUGCUUGGCUUUCAAGCAAACGGUUUGCGGUUUCGACUUGUUACGGGCCAACGGAAAAUCGUUUGUGUGCGACGUGAACGGUUUCAGCUUCGUCAAGAACUCCAACAAGUACUACGACGACUGUGCCAAAAUACUGGGCAACAUGAUACUGAGGGAGCUAGCACCGACGCUGCACAUACCGUGGUCGGUGCCGUUCCAGUUGGACGACCCGCCUAUAGUGCCUACAACGGUGGGUAAAAUGAUGGAGCUCAGGUGCGUGGUAGCCGUGAUACGGCAUGGCGAUCGAACACCUAAACAAAAGAUGAAGGUCGAGGUUAGACACUCCAAGUUUUUCGACGUGUUUGAGAGAUACGGAGGCAAGGCAAAGGGUGAAGUGAAGUUGAAGCAUCCAAAACAACUGCAAGAAGUGCUGGACAUUGCCAGGGCGUUGUUGGAGGAAAUCGAACAGAACGCGGCUGACCAAGAAUUAGAAGAGAAAAAGAGAAAAUUAGAACAGUUAAAAAGUGUUUUGGAGAUGUACGGUCAUUUUUCGGGGAUAAACCGUAAAGUGCAGAUGAAAUAUCAGCCGCACGGGCGACCUAGGAAAGAACAGACGGUGAACUGCAAACAGGAUCCCUCCUUGGUGCUGAUAUUGAAAUGGGGAGGCGAACUGACGCCAGCCGGACGCGUACAGGCGGAAAAACUGGGACAGAUAUUCAGGUGCAUGUAUCCCGGAGGCCAGGGUAGAAAUUCCGACACCCAGGGUCUGGGACUGCUUCGACUUCACUCGACGUUCCGGCACGACUUGAAAAUCUAUGCAAGCGACGAAGGCAGAGUACAAAUGACGGCUGCAGCGUUUGCAAAGGGGCUCUUGGCUCUAGAAGGCGAACUUACGCCCAUUCUGGUACAGAUGGUGAAAAGCGCCAACACCAACGGUCUGCUGGACAACGAUCGCGACUCCAGCGAACAACAGAAUUUGACCAAGGAACGUUUACACCGUCUGAUGCAAAAUGACCGGGAAUUUACUGCCGAGGAUCGAGCCAUGAUCAACCCGAGCCAAGCCAUCAGUAUCGACGAGGCACUGGACUACGUUAAAAACCCAGUGCAGUGUUGCGAAAUCGUACAAGAAUUGAUCCAAAAGUUGGUGGCCGUAGUAGACUCGAAGAAAGACGACCCGAAGAAGGCGGACACAGUGCUGUAUCACGGCGAGACGUGGGAGCUGAUGGGUCAGCGGUGGUCGAAAAUCGAAAAAGACUUUUUCACGAAAAACAAAAAGUUCGAUAUCUCUAAGAUACCAGAUAUAUACGAUUGCAUCAAGUACGAUCUGCAGCACAACCAGAGAACGUUACAGUUCGAGGAAGCCGAAGAGCUGUACACGUACGCCAAGUAUCUGGCCGAUAUCGUAAUCCCGCAAGAAUAUGGACUGGACGUAGACGAGAAGGUGACCAUCAGUCAGGGCAUAUGCACGCCGCUGUUGCGCAAGCUCAAGUCGGAUUUGCAGCGCAACGUGGAGGAACCGUGCGAGGAGGUCGAGGACGACGAGACGGUGAACCGGCUGAACCCAACGUACUCGUACGGCGUGCUCAGUCCCAGACGGCAUGUCCGAUCACGGUUGUACUUCACCAGCGAAAGCCACAUACACUCGCUGCUGUCCGUGCUUAGGUUCGGCGGCCUACUUGACGUCAACAACGACGAGCAGUGGGGCAGGGCCAUGGAGUACGUGAGCAUCGUGUCGGAACUGAAUUAUAUGACGCAAAUAGUGAUCAUGUUGUACGAGGACCCCACCAAAAACGUUACGUCGGAGGAACGAUUCCACGUCGAAUUGCACUUCAGCCCCGGCGUCAACUGUUGCGUGCGCAAAAACCUGCCGCCCGGGCCGGGGUUUCGGCCGCAGACGGGAGGUAACUUCAAGGCCAAGCACAAAGACUACGAGGAGGAUGACUCGCUGGACGAAGACGAGGGCCACAGUAGGUUCUCGGUAACCGAGCCGCAGAACGAAGAGGAAGACCACAGUCGGUUCUCCAUUACCGAGGACGAAAACAAGAAGGACACGCCGGAACAGCCGAUAUUCUCGGAAGACGACACGUGCGACGGCCCGCCCAAGUUUAAGUUCUGCCAGCCUCACAACGCCACGUCGAAGCGUCACUGCUACUUCUCGCACCUGUUCUCCGCGUCGCCGCCCACGAGCAGCCUGUUCAGCACGGCCGUCAUCAGCGGAUCGUCCAGCACGUCCGACUUGCACGACCUGAUGACCGGGCAGUCCAGCUACGCCGGUUCCAUCAUCGGUUGCGACGGCGUGCCGCCUAUACGGCCGCUGGAGACGCUGCAUAAUUCUCUGUCGUUGAACCAGGUCAUCACGUUCUUCGACCAGGUCAUCAACCAGGAAACCGAUUCCACCGGCCAACCCGUUGGCGACGACCAGUUUCUAGAUUGACUUACCAACCGAUUACCAAAAUGCAAUAAAUAUUAGUCGAUAAGCAUAAUUGUUUUGUUUGAGGAGGAACAGCGCGGAAUAAAACGACAAAAAACGUUUUAUGAAUUCUUUGACACGCCAAAAAAAAAAAAAUCUGAUAAAUCGCCAGCUUUCGUGCCAAACUCUGUACAAAAGAAAGAAAACAUUCGUAUUUUUAUUUUAUUAUAUAAUUAUUAUUUUUUUGUUGUGUUUUAUCAAUGAUGUUUGUAUUUUUAAUUAGUGAUUAAACCGUCAAGACUAAAAUUUGUUAUACUUAGUGUAGAUUAUUAUAUAAUAUAUUAUUAUUUAUCAACAUCAUUAUCGUGUAAGUACAAUAGCUGCGUACGUGUUUUAAAUUAUUUUAAUAUGUUUGAUGUGAAGUCGAUGUCCGUGGACCAAACAAUAUACGAUUUUUUUUUUUCCAUUUACCAGUGCGGUGUUAAUAUUAUUUUAUUAUUUCCGGGUUGUCGAAAAUUAACAACGCCUUUCACGCGACAAACCGAUUAAACGUAGACUAUCUUGUUCAGCCCUGAAAACAGGGACACUUCCGUCGGUGUUCUGCAUAACGACGUCGUUAAUGGCUAAAAUAUCACAGAGGUUAGUUAUCUAAUGGUCAACGUGGAGUGAAUGGCAAAAAGACAUCUUCGAAACAAGGUUAACCGGAAACCACCUGUAGGCAUAUACAUUUUAGUAUUUAUUGGCAGCAAUUGUCAUUAAAGACCCAAUAACCCAUUGUCUCUCGGUUUUAUCGUUCGCCGAGAACAUUAGCCACCAGUAGCAAAUGCCGUCGGCCAUCUAACAUUUAUCAUAAAAAAAUUAAACAUACUUGUUAUUUUUACCUAGAGGCGUGUGUGUACUUAAAUUCAAUUUUUGUGUAACACGAAUGUACAUUUUUUUAUACCAUCCAUUAAGAAAUAAGGCAAAUAUAGUCAACACUCGCAUUAUAAUUUUUGAAUAAGUUCAAGGCUUAUGAGUUUUAAUGCACGCCACUAUAUAACCGUUUACUUCCAACCCG